Molecule: messenger RNA, 1365 nt
Organism: Asparagus officinalis (garden asparagus)
Lineage: Eukaryota; Viridiplantae; Streptophyta; Magnoliopsida; Asparagales; Asparagaceae
Product: pyruvate dehydrogenase E1 component subunit beta-1, mitochondrial-like
Exons: 15
Coding region: 66-1199 (377 amino acids)
Biological process (GO): pyruvate decarboxylation to acetyl-CoA
Molecular function (GO): pyruvate dehydrogenase (acetyl-transferring) activity
Source: RefSeq, a predicted model, not a curated record
AAAGAAGUAGGAUCGCACUUUUUUGUAGUCAUCUCAUAUACAGUUAUUACAAGCUAGAAGAGAUCAUGUUGGGAGUCGUGAGGAGAAAGAUCGGAUGCGGAAUCCUAAGAUUUCCGAUUUUUGGGCAGAAAUUGGAGGGUUUUCAGCCGAUGGGAUCAAUUUUACCAAGGAAUUACUCAAGUGCAGCGAAGGAGAUGACAGUACGUGAUGCCCUGAACUCUGCACUCGACGAGGAGUUGGCUGCUGAUCCUAAAGUUGUUGUCAUGGGUGAAGAGGUAGCAGAGUAUCAAGGUGCAUAUAAGGUCACUAGGGGUCUUCUUGAUAAGUAUGGGCCUGAGAGAAUUCUCGAUACUCCGAUCACAGAGGCCGGAUUGGCUGGCAUUGGAGUUGGAGCAGCAUAUUAUGGUCUGAGACCGGUUGUGGAAUUUAUGACAAUUAAUUUUGCUCUGCAGGCAAUUGAUCACAUAUUAAAUUCUGCUGCAAAAGCACAUUACAUGUCAGCAGGUCAAAUAUCUGCGCCUAUUGUUUUCAGAGGUCCGAAUGGUUCUGCUGCUGGAGUCGGUGCCCAACACUCACAUUGUUUUGCGGCUUGGUAUGGAAAUAUUCCUGGUUUGAAAGUCCUUGCUCCAUAUUCAUCCGAAGAUGCUCGUGGCCUGCUAAAAGCAGCUAUUAGAGACCCUGAUCCCGUUGUUUUCCUCGAGAAUGAAAUUCUAUAUGGACAGUCUUUUCCAGUUUCAGAAGAGGUUCUUGAUUCCAGUUUCUGCCUUCCAAUAGGGAAGGCAAAGAUUGAGCGAAAAGGAGAAGACGUUACGAUUGUUGCUUACUCGAAAAUGGUUGACUUUUCUCUCCAGGCUGCAGAAUUACUUUCCAAAGAAGGGAUUAGUGCUGAGGUCAUUAAUCUUCGUUCAAUAAGGCCUCUAGACCGAGUUACUAUCAUUGAUUCUGUUCGAAAAACCAGCAGACUCGUAACGGUUGAAGAAGCUUUUCCUCAGCAUGGUGUAGGCGCUGAAAUCUGCGCUUCUGUCGUCGAGGAAAGCUUCGACUAUCUUGAUGCUCCUGUUGAGAGGAUCUCCGCUGCUGACGUUCCAAUGCCUUACGCCGCAAAUCUAGAGCGCAUGGCAGUUCCUCAGGUUGAGGACAUUGUUCGAGCUGCAAAAAGAGCAUGCUACCGAUCAGUUCCCGAGGCCCCAAGCUCUUAAUUCAGACAGAGUUUCCUGCUACUUUUCAUUUUGUUCUGUUCUAUCAUAUUCAUAACCCUCUUCAUUGGGCUUCAUGAAAUUUUCUAAUAAUGAAAUAACAUAUGAUUUGCUGUAAUGAUUCUUAUUUCAAACUUCAUUUGGACAGUUAUGUAAAAUUGCUGAAUUA